Salvelinus namaycush (lake trout) is the source of this 2122-nucleotide messenger RNA. RefSeq names its product regulator of G-protein signaling 9-like. The annotation marks the transcript as partial. Gene Ontology annotation, biological process: regulation of G protein-coupled receptor signaling pathway. NCBI's taxonomy places the organism in Eukaryota, Metazoa, Chordata, Actinopteri, Salmoniformes, Salmonidae. The transcript has 6 exons. The record is from RefSeq and is a predicted model, not a curated record.
CAAACCCACCACAAUCACGACCCGUUCCUGACGACCCCUGUCCCCAGCAACCCCUGGAUAACGGACAGUGACGAGUUCUGGCAACUCAACUCAAGAAGUGUGGACAUCCCCACUAAGUUGAGUGUGGAGCGUUGGGUGUUGAGCUUCUGGGAGCUGAUCAGUGACCCACGAGGCAGAGUCGACUUCAAGCUCUUCCUCAAGAAGGAGCACAGUGCGGAGAACAUGGCGUUCUACGAGGCAGCUGAGGAGAUGAGGUGGGGAGCAGCAUCUGCCAUACCAGAGAAAUCCCAGUUCAUCUUCAACACCUUUCUGAAACCUGGAGCUCCUCGAUGGAUCAACAUUGAUGGUCGUACCAUGGGGCUGACGGUGAAGGGCCUGGUUGUUCCUCACCGCUACGUCCUCGACGCUGCUCAGACACACAUCUUCCUGCUCAUGAAGAAGGAUACCUUCUACCGUUAUCUCAAGUCUCCGGUCCACAAAGACAUGCAGAAGAGGGCUCUGGUCCCGUCGCCUCACGUCUUCACUGAUGCCCAGUUGGAGGCCAAUGUGAAGAAUCGUAACCCAGGCGUCAGCCCCAUCCUGCUGUGGCAGCAGGAGGAGGAGGAGAAGGCAGCAGCAGCUGUUGCUGCCAGGCCCAUUGACGUCAAAGCCAUGGUGGCCACCAACAAGCUGGACAGGAAGUAGAGAGAGCCCAGGGCAUCAUGGGAAAUAGAGUUUAAUAUACAUACUGUUGUUCAUCUAAUAUAUAUUUGGUUUCCAUGGAGAUGGUGUUACAUAGGACUACUUAAAGUCCUAAAUAAUGGACUUACUAGUUAUUGUUUUAAUGGAGAUAUUGGUAAUGUAUAGAAUAACUGAUGUCCUCGACCACUGAUGUCAAGCCAGUACGGAUUGGUUGAUUGAGGGAAAUAAACGAUUGGCUGUUGAGUAGCUGUGUUGCGUUAAGGCCAGUUACUGUACCAGUUAAGGCCAGUUACUGUACCAGUUAAGGCCAGUUACUGUACCAGUUAAGGCCAGUUACUGUACUGAGAAUGAAUCUGCUGACCAGAUGAUAAAAGCUACUUUAGUUCAGAUGGACAGAUCACAGGGACUGUCUGUAGGGGCCCUCUGAUACACAACAUACUAUAUCAACUGCUGCAGAGGAGAAAUAUAUACAUCUGGAAGAGCCACGUGACUGUUAGAAGGAAACGGAAAGCCAGAGGUAGAUACCAGUUGAUACCAGUCUGCAACUAGAUAGAUACAUUAUCAUUACCAGUCUGCAACUAGAUAGAUAACAGUUAUCGUUACCAGUCUUCUGCCAGAGAUAGAUAACAGUUAUCGUUACCGGUCUUCAGCCAGAGAUAGAUAACAGUUAUCGUUACCAGUCUUCAGCCAGAGAUAGAUAACAGUUAUCGUUACCAGUCUUCAGCCAGAGAUAGAUACCAGUUGUUACCAGUCUGCAACUAGAUAGAUACAUUAUCGUUACCAGUCUUCAGCCAGAGAUAGUUACCAGUCUGCAACUAGAUAGAUACGUUAUCGUUACCAGUCUUCAGCCAGAGAUGGAUAACAGUUAUCGUUACCAGUCUUCAGCCAGAGAUAGAUACCAGUCUGCAACUAGAUAGAUACAUUAUCGUUACCAGUCUUCAGCCAGAGAUAGAUACCAGUCUGCAACUAGAUAGAUACGUUAUCGUUACCAGUCUUCAGCCAGAGAUAACAGUUAUCAUUACCAGUCUUCAGCCAGAGAUAGAUAACAGUUAUCGUUACCAGUCUUCAGCCAGAGAUAGAUAACAGUUAUCGUUACCAGUCUUCAGCCAGAGAUAGAUAACAGUUAUCGUUACCAGUCUUCAGCCAGAGAUAGAUAAGUUAUCGUUACCACAGUCUGCAAAAUGUAUAUUAUAUUUGUGUGUGUUUGUAAGUCUCACAUGUCCCAUACCUCUGUAGGUGGUGUAUUGUUCAUAUGUCUUUUGCAUCAUUUGUCUCUCUAGCUAUUUCUACAACACUAUGUCAAAGCUGAACCUGUCUACACACUCCUGUCUGUCUGUCAGUGUAUAGAACAUGUUGUCUGUCUGCAGGCUGACGUUUUGUUCCCCUCUACCUCUGUUCUGAUAAUCCGGUCUCCGACCCAAUUAUUAUAAAAUAUGUAAUA